AUGACGGUUAAGGCCGCUGGUAGUUACUUAUACUAUGUAUAUAAAUCAAGAAGGAGGUAUAUUCUUGAUAUUGAUCGUGGCAUGUGCAACUGUUGCCGGUAUCAAAUUGAUGAAAUACCAUGUGCACAGGCAAUUGCCAUUUUAAAGAGUAAAAAUGUUGAUGUAAAAGAGUAUGAACGUUACUGCUCAGAAUUGUACAGGCCAAACACCAUUGUCAAGACGUAUAAACUCUCGGUAGUUCCUAUGUCGUACAUGAAGGAUUGGAAUGUUCCAGAAUUUGUUGAUGCCGAUGAAGUUUUGCCACCCAAAUACAAAAGACCUCCGGGUAGGCCAAAGAAAGGAAGGCAUUUGAAAUCUAGUGAAUCACUUACUGCAAGUUCAAACCAUUGCAGUAAAUGUGGGCGUGCAAGCCAUAACCGUAGGACAUGCGAUUACUUUCCAAAAGAAUGUUGA
Molecule: messenger RNA, 453 nt
Organism: Capsicum annuum
Lineage: Eukaryota; Viridiplantae; Streptophyta; Magnoliopsida; Solanales; Solanaceae
Exons: 2
Coding region: 1-453 (150 amino acids)
Source: RefSeq, a predicted model, not a curated record